AAAAAUCAAAAAUGUUAUGAUCCUCAGUCAUAUUACACAAACUAAUGCUACAUUUAAAAUUUCAACAGCUUCAGAUCACUGGAAGCAUUUUUCAAAAAAAAUUAAAAUAAAAUAUUUCAAAACCAUUAUUUGAAAGUCAUGAUCACUGAACGGUAAUGACCAUCUGCCGAAUUGGUCUGCCGGAAGCCGGAGAUUAUUGCUAAGCAUGAAACUGACAAAUAUUGGCGCUGGUGUUAUCGGGUAUUUACCGCAUCGAGCACCUGCACGUGCGGACAAUUGCAUUAAAGCGUGUGGUUUCCUGUGACGUCAGUGGGGAACGCGCAUUUGGGGAGGAGACAGUGAUCAGCAGUCUCCUGCCGCGUUUGCCCAUUUAUUUAACAUAGAGUAGUCAUCGGAUAGCAUCAUGCCUACACGUACUGGAUUCUAAAUCUUUGUUAAUCAAAUUACAUCGACAUGUGAUCCCGAAUCUCGAGCGGUAUAUAUAUAAGACCAAUAUUUGAUGCAUCAUGAAGCAAUAAUUUGUAUAGAAGUUUUGGACCGUAAGGAAAUUUAGCUAACAUGUACGAAAAGGGUUCAACCGACGUUCCAUACACGGCAGGUGCCGGCAACAACACAACCGCCGUCGAGGAAGAUGAGUUUGGGGCGCCACCAUUUCGGCGAUUUCGUUUUAUUUAUUUCAUUCUUCUCAGUGUUUUAGCCACCUGCGGAAGCGUUUAUCUUUUCCUUGCUUUGUUGAGGAAGGGUUUCUUUAAAAUACAUUUCUACUUAUUUGUUGGGCAUCUCUCUAUUAUCUAUUUCAUUUUUGGAAUCUUUAUUAUACCUUUCUACAUUGCAAUGUUCACGCUAGAGGGAUACUGGCCUUUCGGCGUGGGUCUUUGCAUCACGUUUAACAUUGUGCACAAUGUAUGCGUGUAUGAAAUGUUAGCAACAGUCGUUCUAAUAGCUGCAGACCGGCUGUGGGCGAUGCAAUGGCCGCACCAUUAUCGGGCAAAACGCACUUUUGGAAACAUGGUUGUUACACUGGGCUUGUCUUGGAUAUAUUGUUGCUUUACAGUUUUCCCCACCGUAAUUCACGAUCGAAUCACACAAUCGUACGCAGCGACCGUGUGCGACAUUGCAAUUACUCCCAAUUUCCAGUACUGGACAGCUACGAUCACAAUGGGAUUUCUCAUACCAUCCGUGCUGGCGUUGUGCAUCUAUGGCACUAUUUUCUACAUCGCUCUUGUCCGUAUCUUCAGAAAGCGAUCCAAAGUGUUUACAGUGGCAACAACAACGAAUCCAACUAGCCAAGUCACGUCUCAUUACGAUAACAAUGAACCAGAGCUCAAAGAAGCUGCGGAUUCACGUAAUAAGAGGAAAGGGUCAAGGACACCACCGCAUCCUGGCAUCGUGUCAGGGGCCACUUCGCGCAAACCCGGAGAUUACUCUACAGAAAAAACUGCCGGCGGCACAUUGGUUCGGCAAAACACAGAACGCGAGCAGCGAGUUCUGUUCGUAAUGUUGGUGGUGAUGGUCAAUUUUAUUGUGUGCUUACUGCCCUAUGCUACCUACUGUGUCCUGUGGUUCUACAACUUAAUGGCACCAAAUCGGUAUUUUUUCACCGUUGGCCAUUUGCUGCUUUUCAGCCAUCCUGUUCUAGACACAUUCGCAUUUAUUUUUACGAACAAAGAACUGCGCCAGCCACUUCGUUUUUGGAAAUGAUCAUGGCAUGCUCUAGAGUACUGAAAUGCCGGUUAUCUAAUUAACUGGACGAUCCCUUGUAUAAUGAUAGUGCACUGCCCGCACUAAUAGCCCCUUGCCAAUCCCCUUGACGCGCUGUGCAUUUUGCAUGCAUGCAGAUUUUGGAAUUCGCUUUUCCGUUUUCUGCAUUAUGGUCCUUAUAUUUAGCUACUUACACUAAUGACUUUUACGCUAUCAUUAAGAGAUCUGCAAACAAUUUCGUGAUUGGACGGAUAUGCCGCUUGUUGGGCAUGCAAAACACUUCCCGGAAUCCUGCUGCAAAACUGGACGCUGCACGCUACUCCAACAUUUGCAUGCAAAAGCAUAAUAGUAAUCGGCGUGUACGUUCUUUGUAAUCGGCGUUUCAUAUUUGCCAACGUCUGUACCUGGAUUGAUAUUAAACAUACU
Messenger RNA from Paramacrobiotus metropolitanus, 2127 nucleotides. Its product is annotated as alpha-2Da adrenergic receptor-like. Gene Ontology annotation, cellular component: membrane. Gene Ontology annotation, molecular function: G protein-coupled receptor activity. Gene Ontology annotation, biological process: adenylate cyclase-activating adrenergic receptor signaling pathway. The transcript has 7 exons. The record is from RefSeq and is a predicted model, not a curated record. The coding region runs from base 559 to 1701 and encodes 380 amino acids. Lineage: Eukaryota; Metazoa; Tardigrada; Eutardigrada; Parachela; Macrobiotidae.